CCACCAAAAUCGUAAAUGGAAGGCGCUGUAAACGACAGUUCGGUUACAAGUGAAUCGAUAGAAGAAUCAAAAUUUGCUGGUGUUGUUUUCCACAAUAUUCAAGAAAUAUAUCUACCCGGAAAAGAUAUACGUUGUUGUUAUUCCAUCAAACCGUCUGUCUUGGCGACAGCAAACGACUGGAUAGGGCUCUACAAAGUCGGCUGGCAGUCUCCAAAGGAAUAUUUAUGCUACGAAUACUCCCCAGUCAUCGAAAAGAGUGCCGAACGUACUUCGUCUAUUUCGUCCAGUGCAUCUUUGUCGACACAAAAUUCAGUAGUGUUUCUCGGCAGCAAGCUGCCCUCAGAAGAAUGUGAAUUCUAUCAGUUUUGUUAUGUUACAAGCAGCGGGGAGAUUCGCGGGGCCAGCUAUCCGUUUCAGAUCAGUUUUUCUAAGCCAGGCGAACUAGAGUGCAGCGAGGAAGAAGACGAAAGCGGCGAAACAUUAUUGAUUGUUAAAAAUCGCACAACUUUGCUCGAAGAUUCGCUUGCAAAAGCUUACGACGAAAAUUCUAGAUUGAAAGCUUCGAAAGAAAAAUUCGAAGAUGAUUGUCUCAAGUUUCAGGAUAUGAUUCUGCAGUUGGAGGCAAGAAAAAGCGAUCUGGUUUCUCAAAAUGAAAAACAGAAAAAGUUGCUGGAAAAAGUGAACUCUGAGAAAACUUUUUUUGAGGAAUCGUUUAAGGAGACAGUCGAGCAGCUGAAGAGUUCUCAGAGUGCUUUGAAGUUGGCAAACGAAAAAACGGAAGAAGUUCAAAAGCAGCUGGAUCAUGAACGACUAUGCCAUGUCCAAACAACUUCAGAGCAGCAGAAGUUUGAAGAAGAAAGAUCACAGCUCCUACAUGUAAUUUCCCAAAGAGAUGGCACAAUCCAAAACUUUUUGGACAGUAUUGAGGAAAAUAGUUGCAAGGCUGCAACUUUGGAAUGUGAAAUUCAGAAAAUAAAAAGUGAGAAAGAAGCUGUGCUGGAAGAUUACGAUAAGCUUGUUGUUGAAAACAUCAAGACCAAUGAUUCUCUGGUCAAAUCAAAUCAAGCACAUGCAGCCUUGGAAAAAUCUGUGGCUGAACAAUGUGAACAAGUUUAUCAAUUACAAGCUGAGAAUUUGGUGAUGAAAGAUGAAUUGGCUGCCACUCAGAAAGAGCUGGAGGAUAUGUCCCAAUCAUUUGGCAAUAAACAAUCAUCCAUUGCUCAAGAACUUUGUAAGUAUGAAACCCAAAUUGAAUUGGUUACAUCACAGUUAGAAGGCUCCCAGAAAGAGUUGUCUGCCACCAAGGAGAAACUUGAUGAUGCCCUUUCAGUCCUAGAAAAGGAGCGAAAAGUUAAUCAAGAACAAGUCCAAGAAUAUGAGGGGUCCAUUUUGAAGAUACAAAAUCAGCUGGACCAAGAGAGAGCUUUCAACAACUCAUUGUGUUCUGCAUCUGAUCGCCAAGUUGGUGAACUUCAAGAACAAUUGAAUGUUCAAUUGCAAUUGAAUUCUUCAGCUUUGAAGCAGACUGAAAAGCAAACUCAAGAAAUUAAACAUCUAGAAGAGAAAAUAACUGUAAAAGAGAAUGAAAUUGAAAGAAUGAAACUUGAAAUGGAGAACUAUGCACAGGAAUUGGAAUCUAUUAAAAAGCUGGAAAACGGAAGUUCGCAGUUAAAUGCAGAUGCCAGCAAGGCUGAAGGAAAUAUCGCUUUGGAGGGAUCAUACUUUGCUUUAAAAACAGCCCAUGAGCAACUGAGAAAGCAGUACAUACAGGCCAAGAAAGAUAUGGAAAAUGUCUGGCGUCAAAAAGCUGAUUUGAAGCGACAGCUUGCUACUAUUCAAUCUGAAAUGCCUGAAUCUGACCUGCGAUUCCAAAUGGCUAACCUAAAAAAGCAAAUUGAAGACCUUCGUAUACGACUGAAUAUGGGAGCUGAAGCAUACAAGACAAAGUUUAAAGAGUGUCAGAAGUAUGAAAAGCAACUCAAGAAAGUUCAAAAAGUCCCCAGUUGUCAGAAAACAACACAAAGUCCAUCAUCGAUGGCAGAGUUUGAGAUUCAAAAUCUUAAACAGACACUUGAGAACGAAAAGACAACUGCAGCCACCCUGAAGAAAUCUUUGGAAAACUAUAAGGAGGAAACACACAAUGCAAGAGAAGAAUUGUCAACGAUUAAAAAAGAAAAAGAAUUCUUGCAACGACAAGUCGCCACUCUCGAAAAAGAAGUUUGCAUCGGCAAUGAAGAAACACAAAAGCGUCUGGUUGAAGAUAAAGAGCUCCAAUCCCACAUUGAAUGUCUCCACAAUCAGUUGGAGGCAAAGUGCAAUGCCCUAAUUGAUAUUGAAGAGAAGUACAAGGCAUUAACUGAGAACAACGAAGGUGUGAUUGCACCAUUAAGUGACGAGAAUGAAAAACUUCAGCGUGCCCUUGAAGAUGCAUCCAAUCAAAAUGAUUCGAUAGUGAUGGAGAUGCAAGCUGAGAGAAUUAAAUGGAAACAGCAGAUGGAGAAGCAGAAUGCACUUAUAGAAGAACUGAAAAGAAAAAUUGGUGUUGAUUGUGUUGCUUCGCAAGACGACGCAAACAAAGACAAUGUAUUUGAGUCGACCAUAGUGGAGAAGACUAGCCGAGGACCCCCUUCGACCUCGAUUCAACCUGAGCAUCAGUGUCCUAUCUGUGAAAUUUUUUAUCCACCCCACUGCGCGCAGAAGGACUUUGAAGAACACGUUCGUUCACAUUUUGAUGAUUAGUGAUAGGUACGUAAGAAUGGAAUAAAAA
Dendronephthya gigantea is the source of this 2767-nucleotide messenger RNA. Its product is annotated as tax1-binding protein 1 homolog B-like. Lineage: Eukaryota; Metazoa; Cnidaria; Anthozoa; Malacalcyonacea; Nephtheidae. Bases 16 to 2739 code for a protein of 907 amino acids. The record is from RefSeq and is a predicted model, not a curated record. The transcript is spliced from 4 exons.